AUGUUAUUCCGGCACGGAGUCAAAAGGGGUAGUGGAAUGCUGACUAGAUACUUUAGCGAGGGAUUCAAUCCGAGUCCACAAUCCAGCUCAGUAUCACCUUCGCCUUCUACCGAUGUACCUGGGUUGAGCAAUGCAGUUAUACAUAGUUCAGCUCAGCCUGUCGGCCCUAAUGUAGAUCCUAAUAAAAGUGGGGCGUAUAAAGUUCCAGAAUAUUUUUGUUACGACAAUAUGAGUUACUUUGAAGCAGAGAUAGAAAUGGCUAAAUAUCGGUUGCCUCAACCUUCUGCACUAAAGAAAUAA
Molecule: messenger RNA, 300 nt
Organism: Leptosia nina
Lineage: Eukaryota; Metazoa; Arthropoda; Insecta; Lepidoptera; Pieridae
Source: the annotation of a GenBank genome assembly